UGUUUGUGAAUCUUGCUGGAAGUAGAUAGGAAGGACCCCAUACAACCUUUUGUUUUAAUCUCUGCCACUAGCGGUCGGCCAUGAUUUAAAGAAAGACUUUGGGUCAAGCAUGGGAACAACCCUUUUUAAAAAGCAUGGGAACAACCCUUUUUAUAAUUGUUUGUAAAUUUUCCAGUAGAUAGGAAUAACCCAAUUAAAUAUCCCCUGCAAAGAGACAUUUGCAUUGCAUCUAGCAAAGACCAGUUUUUGUGGUUUGAACAUCAAUCCACAUCAAUGGCUGUGACAACAUCUCAAGGAACCUCCUCUGAUUCCAAAAAAUUUCGGGGUUACCGAUACGACGUGUUCUUGAGCUUCAGAGGCGAAGACACUCGCAAGACUUUUACCGACCACCUCUACACAGCCUUGAACAACGCAGGAUUUCUCACGUUCCGAGACGACGAUGAACUUGAGAGAGGAGAAGAUAUAAAGCCAGGACUGCUGAAAGCGAUCCAGCUGUCACGAACUUCUGUUGUCGUGUUUUCGAAAGAUUACGCGUCAUCCAAGUGGUGUCUUGAUGAGCUUGUGCUGAUCCUUGAACGGAAGAAGACCACCUCGGACCAUGUAGUUUUACCAGUCUUCUACGAUGUUGAUCCGUCCCACGUGAGGAAGCAGACAGGAAGUGUUGGAAAAGCAUUUGCUAGAAGCCAGAAAAAUCAGUCGCCCGAAAAGGUGGAGGGAUGGAGGAAGGCACUUGCAGAGAUUGCAGAUCUAGCAGGCAUGGUCUUACAAAAUCAAGCUGAUGGGUAUGAGUCAAAGUUUAUUGAAAAACUUGUUAAAGUGAUUGGAGGCAAGUUAAGUCGCACACCAUUGAGCGUUGUACCAAAAUUAAUUGGAGUCGAAUCUCAAGUCAAAGACAUCAAUUUGUGGUUACAAGAUGGAUCAACCGAUGUCGGUAUACUAGUUGUGUAUGGCAUGUCUGGAAUAGGGAAGACAGCCAUUGCAAAACAUGUUUACAAUUCAAACUUUAGAAGCUUUGAAGGAAGUAGUUUCAUUGAAAAUAUCAGCGAAACAGCAAAUCGACCAAAUGGCUUAGUUCAAAUACAAAAGCAACUUCUUUAUGAUAUUUUGAACGACAGAGAAGUGAAAAUACAUGGUGUUAGUGAGGGACUAAGAAAGAUUGAAAGAGCCAUAAGCUCUAGAAGAGUGCUUCUUGUUCUUGAUGAUGUGGACCAUAUGGACCAAUUAGAUGCAGUACUAGAGAUGAAAGAUUGGUUUUAUCCGGGAAGUAAGAUACUUAUAACAACUAGGCGUGAAAGGUUGCUAAAGGCACAUCAAGUUACAAAUGUGCACAAAGUUGGAACUUUGUAUUACAAUGAGUCUUUAGAGCUUUUUAGUUGGCAUGCUUUUCGCCAGGAUCAUCCCCUUAGAGGUUACAUGGAAUAUUCAAAAAAGGUUGUACACUACUGCGAUGGACUUCCAUUAGCUCUAAAAGUUUUGGGGUCUUCUUUGUCAGGGGAAAGUAUUGAUGUAUGGGAAAGUGCAGUGGAGAAGCUAAAAGUUAUCCCUAAUGGUGAAAUCAUGAAUAAACUAAGAAUAAGCUAUGACAAUUUACAAGAUGACCAUGACCAGGAAUUAUUCCUCCACAUUGCUUGUUUCCUAAUAGGAAGGAACAAAAGCCACAUUGUUAGAAUACUCGAUGGAUGUGAUUUCUGUACAAUUGUUGGCAUUCAAAAUCUCAUCGAUAAAUGCUUGGUGACAGUUGAUGGAUGCAACAAUGUGAAAAUGCAUGACAUGAUCCGUGACAUGGGAAGAGAAAUUGUUCGCCACGAAUCAAAAGAGUCUGGAAAACGUAGUAGAUUAUGGCGCCAUAAGGAUUCUUUCGAAGUACUGAGGGAAAAGAAUGGUACACAAACAAUUCAAGGUCUUGCCCUGGAUAUGCGUAUGCAUCUUGCAAACAAACCAAUAAACACAAAUGAGACCGUCUUGGAAACCAAUGCAUUUGAAAGGAUGCGCAAUUUACAACUACUCCAUCUUAGUCAUGUACGACUGGAUGGAUGUUAUGCAGAUUUCCCUACAAGAUUAAGAUGGUUGUGUUGGCUUCAAUUUCCAUUGGAUUCUAUACCUGUUGAUCUUCCUUCGGAGUGUCUAAUUGUUCUUGAAAUGCAACAUAGUAGCUUAAGACAAGUCUGGAAAGGAACAAAAUUUCUUCCAUCGUUGAAGAUCCUUGACGUCAGCCAUUCCCAUUCCCUCACUGAAAUCAUGGACUUCUCACUUUGCCCUAGUCUAGAAGAAUUGAUUCUUGUUGAUUGCACCAGCCUGAUUGAUGUUCAUGAGUCCAUUGGAAACCUGGAGAGGCUCGUGUAUUUGAAUACGAAGGAUUGCAAGAAUCUUAGGAUGCUUCCGAAGAACAUGUGCAUGCUUAAAUCACUUGAAAAACUCAUUUUAUCUGGCUGCUCAAAUCUUGAAGAGUUUCCAGUGGAGAUGAUGAAAAAGAUGGUGUCUCUGAAAGUUCUUGAAAUAGAUGGAAUUCCAAUAAGUGAAUUGUGGCCAGAAAGAAGUUCAACUAUCUUGAGUUCUUUUCCAUGCUCUUUACUAGAGUUAAGUCUCAUGGGGUGCAAUCUUUCUGAUGAUGCCUUUUGUAGGGAUUUAAGUAGUCUAUCCUCGUUGCGAAAACUAAAGUUAGGUGAGAAUCCAAUUUGCAGUCUGCCAAGUUUUAUCAAAAGUUUGAGGAGGCUCGAUAAACUCUCUUUCAAGGGUUGUAAUAGACUCGAAUCGCUUGUGGGGUUGCCGAAAGUACACCAAAGGGUGAAUAUAGUCGGAUGCAUAUCAUUAAGAAAAAUAACACUUCUUUCCCCUGAGCCACCGUCUGCAACGUACAAGGGGGAUGGAGAUUGGAAUCGAGUUGAUUGGCAGUGCGGUUACAACUUAGAGCCUAUUGAUAGAGUUGAUGUGGAAAUGAUCAAACUUUUGGGCUUGUGCAACUUGGAAUCCAUGCCUGCAAUUCGAAUGAACAUGCAAUUAUUCUCACAUCCAAAAGUGAGCCCUGUCCAGGGACUGUAUGAAGUUGGUAUGUUCAGCACAUUUUUUGUUGGGAAUGAGGUUCCAGGCCGGUUCAGCUAUAAAAGUACCAAGUCCUCCAUAUCUUUUAGUGUCCCUUUACUCCCUUCUAGUCAUAGAAUCCGAGGCUUGAACAUCUUUGCUUCCUAUGCAAACGAGGAGAAUUCUAAUUAUAAUGAUGAUGGAUGGAAAUGGGUUUCAAACAUAAUCAAAGUGAGUAACAAGAGCAAGGGUCUGAAGUGGAUCUAUUCCCCAUCAUUCUAUGGUAUCCCAGGUGACGGAGAAGAUAUGAUAUGGUUGAGCCAUUGGAAGAUGGAGAACGAAACAAUAUUACAAUGUGGAGAUCAAGUGGUGGUUUCAGUAAUGACCGGACCAAAUAAGUUGUUUCGGAUAAAGGAGUUUGGUGUCGAGCUUAUGCAAGAGCACCAGAAUAAUAUGAUGAUAAGUACCCAACACAACACCAAAUCAGAUCCUAAUUAUCCAUUUGUCAUCGGGGGUGAUUUGUCCAUGUGGGAGCAUAUACCAAGAAUAUACUGCCUUGGUUUUGAUGGCGAAAUUGUUGAAGAGAGAUGGUUUAAUCGCCUCAUCAUGGACACUGAUGAAGAAGACACAGACAGAGAAGGGCAAGAGGAUGAACUUGAUUACACAAUUGCAAGGACGAGGGCUACCAGUAACAACUGCAGCCUCAGAGGCUGGAAGGUGCUCGUCACAGCUGCCGGAUUAUUUUUCACGCUUGCUCUAGUAGUUCGGUCCUCCAUCUCCCAGAAAAAGAAGCGACAAUAGUCCACAAGUCAUCCAUGAGUUUGUAAUUUUAUUCGAUACAGACAUCUUUGGGUAUACCAGGCAAGAAUCAAUUCAUUGAAUUGGGGGAAAAUAUUUCUGUAAAUGUCAAAUUUACAGAUAUUAAUUGUCAUUUACAACAAAAUCAUACAUCUUAAAGACUCGGCUCCCAUUGAAAAAUUGUGUAAAUUACAUAAAUAUCAGUGCAACAGAUAUUAUAUUGAAUAAUAUAUCAAAUAAAUUAACAGCAGACAAUUUCUUAGCCUGAGAUUCAAGGACUAUACAGCUGAUUCAGCCUUGCAUCGCUACUACACUACGGAAGCUGGUUUCUGCUUCUUCAACCCGAACAAAUUAUUGAGGUUAGAAAGCAUAGGAGAAAUGACCAUGGUCUCUGGAGCCAUGAAAUUUACUAUCUUCUCAUAAACAUU
Messenger RNA from Pyrus x bretschneideri (Chinese white pear), 4244 nucleotides. Its product is annotated as disease resistance protein RPV1-like. The transcript is spliced from 6 exons. The record is from RefSeq and is a predicted model, not a curated record. Bases 274 to 3819 code for a protein of 1181 amino acids. Gene Ontology annotation, molecular function: protein binding; ADP binding. Gene Ontology annotation, biological process: signal transduction; defense response. NCBI's taxonomy places the organism in Eukaryota, Viridiplantae, Streptophyta, Magnoliopsida, Rosales, Rosaceae.